GACAAGUGCCUCUUGGGGCCGCUUCCCUCACAAAUGAGAAAACAAUACCCUUGAACCUGGAGUGAAACUGAACUAUCUAAGGAAAACACUGUGAGCAAACACCGAGAGCCGAGGGAAACCGUCUGAUUAGAAGAGCUCCCCUCGGGAGCACAUAAGGUGCACACCCUCAGCAGCCGCAGGGCCAGCGGGCGGAGGCCAUGUCCACCACCACCUGCCAAGUGGUGGGCUUCCUCCUGUCCCUCCUGGGGCUGGCAGGCUGCAUAGCCGCCACGGGGAUGGACAUGUGGAGCACCCAGGACCUGUACGACAACCCGGUCACCUCCGUGUUCCAGUACGAAGGGCUCUGGAGGAGCUGUGUGAGGCAGAGCUCAGGGUUCACCGAGUGCAGGCCCUACUUCACCAUCCUGGGCCUUCCAGCCAUGCUGCAGGCAGUGCGAGCCCUAAUGAUCGUGGGCAUCGUCCUGGGUGCCAUCGGCCUCCUGGUAGCCAUCUUUGCCCUGAAAUGCAUCCGCAUUGGCAGCAUGGAGGAUUCCGCCAAAGCCAACAUGACGCUGACCUCUGGAAUCAUGUUCAUCAUUUCAGGUCUCUGUGCGAUUGCCGGAGUGUCUGUGUUUGCCAACAUGCUGGUCACUAACUUCUGGAUGUCCACGGCUAACAUGUACACCGGAAUGGGUGGGAUGGUGCAGACUGUUCAGACCAGGUACACCUUCGGCGCAGCUCUGUUCGUGGGCUGGGUGGCCGGAGGCCUCACGCUCAUCGGGGGUGUGAUGAUGUGCAUCGCCUGCCGCGGCCUGGCACCCGAGGAAGCCAACUACAAGGCUGUGUCCUAUCACGCCUCGGGCCACAAUGUUGCCUACAGGCCUGGAGGCUUCAAGACCAGCACUGGCCUGGGGUCCAACAUGAAAAAGAAGAUAUACGAUGGGGGCGCCCGCGCAGAGGACGAGGUCCAAUCUCAUCCUUCCAAGUACGACUAUGUAUAACGCGCCAAGACCCCUCGGCA
Molecule: messenger RNA, 1000 nt
Organism: Carlito syrichta (Philippine tarsier)
Lineage: Eukaryota; Metazoa; Chordata; Mammalia; Primates; Tarsiidae
Gene: CLDN18
Product: claudin 18
Exons: 5
Coding region: 198-980 (260 amino acids)
Biological process (GO): cell adhesion; bicellular tight junction assembly
Cellular component (GO): plasma membrane; bicellular tight junction
Molecular function (GO): structural molecule activity
Source: RefSeq, a predicted model, not a curated record